UUUGUGACAUCGCACAACUGCCAGCCAAACUUUUGGCGAAAUGUCUACCCGGAUCCGAGGACCUCCUGCGGUCUCUACAAGCCCUUGGUCACACGGGAUCCGGAUGCCAAGCAAUCGGAUCGGAUCGAAAUUGGUCCCGAUAACCACGACACCAUCACCAUGGCCGCCAUCGAUGGCAUCCAUCUGGGUACCUCCACCAACGGACUGCGCUACACGCUGCCCGGACGUGUUGGCGACGGCUCGAUUCCCGGCUCCGCUGCCUAUGCGGAUAACGAAGUGGGCGCCGCUGUGACCACUGGAGAUGGAGACAUCCUUUUGCGCUUCCUGCCCUCUCUCCUGGCCGUGGAGGCCAUGCGGGCGGGCAAAACACCGGCGGAGGUAGUCGAGUUGGUCAUCCAGCUCCGGAAGCACGUAGAUUUUUUUGAAGUCGCCGUUAUCGUUGCAAACCGGCUUGGAGCGUACGCAGUCAGGUGCCACGGUACGGGCAUGGCCAGGUAUAAUGGAGAGUUUGCCUACAUGGUCAGUAGUCCGGGACAAUCGGUGCGCACGGAAUCGGUUCCGUGCUCAGCGAAUCCUGAGAAAUCUCCUUCCGAAGGCGAUAGAUAAGUUAUUUGGUAA
This is a messenger RNA of Drosophila sechellia, 618 nucleotides long. RefSeq names its product putative N(4)-(beta-N-acetylglucosaminyl)-L-asparaginase GM21137. Gene Ontology annotation, molecular function: N4-(beta-N-acetylglucosaminyl)-L-asparaginase activity. Lineage: Eukaryota; Metazoa; Arthropoda; Insecta; Diptera; Drosophilidae. The record is from RefSeq and is a predicted model, not a curated record. Gene Ontology annotation, biological process: protein deglycosylation. Gene Ontology annotation, cellular component: cytoplasm; lysosome.